CUCUGCAACCCAUACCCUCUCUUCUGUCUCUCUUUCUUCUGCUUAAGCUUUAGCUACCAAACAUUAACUCACUUAUUACAGAGUUCUUCUUCAUAAACAGAGUACUCUGUUUCUGUUCCUUCUUCAUCUUCCUACACGUACAAUCUUUAAGAUUCUCCCCUUUAACUCAUACUUUUUUAAGUGAGUUUAUUGUUAAAAAGGAGUACAAAAAUGACAAAGCAGAAUGUGGUACUUGACCCAAAAUCUGGUAUCAACGUGACGCUUGCGAUGGCCAUGUCGAAAUCUUCUUCAAUUUUAACGAUGGCGGCGCAGAAGCCACCGGCAGCACCUAGUGGGUGCAUUACCAUUUCAAGGAAAAAGCGUGUCAGUAACAUUGAAAUCAAUGGUGAAGAAAGAAUUAACUCUUGGCUUGACUCAAUGAAAGCCUCUUCACCUACACAUAUCAAAGCCACACCUUUAGCUGAUCGUGACCCCGGCUCUUUUAUUGUUCGUCAUCCUUCAGCCUUGGAUAAGUUUGAGCAAAUUAUUGAAGCUUCAAUGGGAAAGAAAAUAGUCAUGUUUUUGGACUAUGAUGGUACACUUUCUCCAAUAGUGGAUGACCCUGACCGAGCUUUCAUGUCUGAAGAUAUGAGAAAAACUGUGAAAAAAUUAGCAAAGUGUUUUCCCACCGCUAUAGUGACUGGGAGGUGCAGAGAUAAGGUGUAUGAUUUCGUACGCUUAGCUGAGUUGUACUAUGCCGGAAGUCAUGGCAUGGACAUUAAAGGACCAGCAAAAGGCUCCAAACACAAGAAAGGUAGUAGUGUUCUGUUCCAACCCGCCAGUGAAUAUCUUCCUAUGAUAGAUGAGGUUUUCAAACUAUUGGUAGAGAAAACCAAAUCAACUUCUGGGGCUCAAGUAGAGAAUAACAAGUUUUGUGUCUCUGUUCAUUUCCGACGUGUUGAUGAAAAGAUAUGGUGUGAACUUGCUGAACAAGUUAAAUCAGUACUAAAAGAGUACCCAAAGCUUCGACUUACCCAAGGACGAAAGGUGCUAGAAAUUCGUCCUACAAUCAAAUGGGACAAGGGGAAGGCUCUUGAAUUUUUGUUGGAGUCACUCGGAUUUGCCAAUUCUACCGAUGUUUUUCCUGUUUACAUUGGAGAUGAUCGCACUGAUGAAGAUGCAUUCAAGGUAUUAAGAGACAGAGGACAAGGUUUUGGCAUUCUUGUCUCCAAGUUUCCAAAAGAAACUAGUGCAUCUUAUUCUUUACAAGAACCAAGCGAGGUUAUGGACUUUUUGCAACGCUUGGUCCAAUGGAAACGACUACAUAGGCAAUCCGGGGUGUAAAGUGAUAUGUACCCCCGCAACUUUUUUCAAGAAAUGUAUAUGGGUGGAAAAAUAACAUGUAUUUAUAUUUAGUAUAGAAGAGGUAAAGAAGGAGAGGGGAAAAAAAUGACAAGGAAACAGAACAUAGUUGUAACCUUUUCUUGUCUUGAAGGCCUUGUGUAUCUUCUAACUACCUUUGUACAAGAAAAAAGUGAAAAACUACUUUUGUAUAAGGGAAGAAAUUGUAGUGAGAAAGUUAUCUAAAUGCAUAAAAAUUUUACUCUA
Messenger RNA from Quercus lobata, 1587 nucleotides. RefSeq names its product probable trehalose-phosphate phosphatase J. Lineage: Eukaryota; Viridiplantae; Streptophyta; Magnoliopsida; Fagales; Fagaceae. Gene Ontology annotation, molecular function: trehalose-phosphatase activity. Bases 211 to 1323 code for a protein of 370 amino acids. The record is from RefSeq and is a predicted model, not a curated record. The transcript is spliced from 12 exons. Gene Ontology annotation, biological process: trehalose biosynthetic process.